AUGGCGUUGGAGGUGCAACCACCCAGCGAUCGCAAGCGGGUGAAGGUCUAUGAACUCAGAGAUAAUGACUGGUUCGAUCGAGGUACCGGCUUCUGCACCGGCCAGAUUCUGGAUGAUGAGCCGCGGAUAUUCGUCGAGUCGGAAGAUGAGCCCAACCGGGUGCUGCUGGAGACUAAAAUCUCCAAGGAUGACGGAUACCAGAAGCAACAAGAGACAUUGAUCGUAUGGACAGAGCCCAAUGGAACGGAUAUGGCGCUUAGUUUUCAGGAAGCUGAAGGGUGCGCGGUCAUCUGGGAUUUUGUCAACAACGUGCAGCAGCAUCUGCUCAGUCUGGCACCGGGAGAAGAUGCUUUGUCCGACGAGAUCGAAAGCUACCAGUCGAUCAUGCUGCCCGCGCCCGAGCUAGGGAACCUCCCCGAAAUCGACCACAUUAUGAGAACCUCGAGCAUCACGCAAGCCGGUCGCGAUGCGCUAUCGAAGCUAGUUAUUCGGGAUGAGUAUAUUCCGAAACUGAUUCCUUUGGUUUCGAUGGCCGAAGACCUCGAAAGUCUUCCGGAUUUGCAUCGCCUGUGCAACAUCAUGAAAUCGCUGAUUCUCCUCAACGACAACACGAUCAUUGAAACGGUCGUGACAGACCCCGUUAUCCUUGGAGUCGUUGGAGCUCUGGAAUAUGACCCCGAGUUCCCUACCCACAAGGCCAACCAUCGCCAAUACCUUGCAGACCAGACGCGUUAUAAAGAAGUGGUUCCUAUCAAGGAUCCGCUCAUUCGGCGCAAGAUCCGAUACACUUGGCGCCUACAGUACCUCAAGGACGUGGUGUUGGCUAGGAUCCUCGAUGAUCCUACAUUUUCGGUGCUGAACUCGUUGAUUUUUUUCAACCAGGUCGAAAUCGUAAAUCACAUACAGUCCAAUGCGCCGUUUUUGAAAGAACUCUUCACAGUCUUCGAUCCCAGAAACGCCGACAACAAGCGCAAGGAAGACGCAGUCCAGUUCCUUCAUCAAUGCGCAGUCAUCGCAAAGAACUUGCAAGCGCCGGCGCGUGCUAAUCUCUUUGCCAAUUUCAUCAACCAUGGCCUCUUCGCCGUUAUCGCAUUCGCUAUCAAACACCCCAAGCCGCCUCUGCGCACCACGGGCAUUGAUCUUCUGGUGUCUCUCCUCGACCACGAUCCAAUCAUGAUGCGCGGGUACAUGCUUAAGGCUGUCAGCGAGAAGAAAACGCCUCUUACAGAUACUUUGAUUGACCUGCUGCACACGGAAUCUGACCUCGGAGUCAAGAAUCAACUUGCCGAUGCGAUUAAAGUACUGCUAGAUCCACAAAUUCCCUUGCCGGACGCCAUGGGUCGGGCUGGCCCCGAGCACUUCAACAAGCCACGUUCCAACAUCUUUUCGGAUACUUUUGUUCAGAACCAUUUCGAUGAGUCUUCAAGGAGGCUAUUUUGGCCUCUGAAGCGACUCGAGGGCCGCGAAACUCUCAAUGACCUUACAUUCCAAGACGUGACACUGUACUCGCAUCUUGUCGAUAUUCUUACAUUCUUCGUGCGCCAGCAUCUGUACCGUUCACGCAAUGUUAUCCACGACGAAUCCCUUGCACCCCGGAUUGCUCAAUUACUCACCGUGCCCCAGAAGCAUCUGAAACUGACUGCCUUAAAGUUCUUCCGCACCUUGGUUAGUCUCCAAGAUACUUUCUACCAAGCCAUGAUCACUCGCAACAACACGUUUGGUCUUAUUCUCGAUAUUGUCUACCAGUCGAUGCCACGGGACAACCUUCUGAAUUCGGCCUGCCUUGAACUCUUCGAGUACAUCAAGCGUGAGAACAUCAAACCAAUUGUCCUGCACUUAGUGGAGAAAUAUGGCGAGCAGAUCAAGAACAUCACAUACGUGGAUACGUUCCAAUCUCUUUACUUGCGCUACGAGCAAUUGCAGGGCUACGGCGCAGUGGAGGCGGACUCCACCCUGUACUCCCAGGAAGAAGACUUGCCUAAUCAGAGGAUGCAAGCCAAUGGAUCGCGCUGGCAGGGAGUUAAGGAGAUGGAUGCUGCAGAAGAAGAAUACUUUAACACUUCCGACGAUGAGGAGCAUUAUCCUCAACAGAACACAACAAUCUCCGCACACCCGCAGAAUGGCGCAGCAUCGCCUGUCGUGAAGCCUUUAGUCGAUUAUCCGGAUGACGACGACGAAGAUGAUGCCAUGGAUACCAAGCCUGAAGACCAGACGCACCAAAAGCAAGAAUGCUCACCGCAGGCUCUCACUCGAGACACGAUCAUGGACUCGCUUGAGGAGUCACCCUCCACGCCCGUCGCACUGACGCUCCAGACCCCUCCCGAAAGACUAUCGGAGAAGCGCCGACGCGAAGAGGAGGAUGACGACGAAUUGAUGAAGCUUUCAGCUGGUCCCAAGCGAAGAAGCUCCGUGAACGCAGGUUCCGGAAGUGCAGGGCUCCUGCGCCGGAAACGAAGCGUGUCCAUAGGAUCUCUUUCGUCCGGCGAGAAAGGGUCGAGUUUGGGCAACACGACCACCAGCGCAGCACCUCGACGCAUUGCGAUCAACCUGAGCUCCGCAGUGGCCAAGUCGACUGGUUCCGCAGUAGACAAGACGAACAACGAAAAGGAGAACCGAGACGAUAACAAUGACAGUCAGGGUUAA
Aspergillus saccharolyticus JOP 1030-1 is the source of this 2643-nucleotide messenger RNA. RefSeq names its product SMEK family protein. NCBI's taxonomy places the organism in Eukaryota, Fungi, Ascomycota, Eurotiomycetes, Eurotiales, Aspergillaceae. The record is from RefSeq and is a predicted model, not a curated record. The transcript is spliced from 9 exons. Gene Ontology annotation, biological process: DNA damage response; protein dephosphorylation. Gene Ontology annotation, molecular function: protein phosphatase activator activity. Gene Ontology annotation, cellular component: nucleoplasm; protein phosphatase 4 complex. Bases 1 to 2643 code for a protein of 880 amino acids.